This is a messenger RNA of Phragmites australis (common reed), 5936 nucleotides long. RefSeq lists its product as uncharacterized. Gene Ontology annotation, biological process: positive regulation of DNA-templated transcription. The coding region runs from base 116 to 5809 and encodes 1897 amino acids. Gene Ontology annotation, cellular component: histone methyltransferase complex. Gene Ontology annotation, molecular function: protein binding; histone H3K4 methyltransferase activity. The record is from RefSeq and is a predicted model, not a curated record. Lineage: Eukaryota; Viridiplantae; Streptophyta; Magnoliopsida; Poales; Poaceae. The transcript has 23 exons.
CGCGCCAGGCGUCCCCUGCUCGCGACAUCACGUUCACCCAUCCCCCCCUCUCCUCGCUGCGGUUGUUGCCACCGGUCAGUGAAGUCGGUAACCAACCACUCCUCGCUGCCGCGCGAUGGACGGCGCGUCGUGGCCCGCGCGGUGGCCGCCACCGGCGCCUCCCCCCUCUGCGUUGGCUGCGCCGGCGCCGCCGCUGCCAAGCCAGAUGGACGGCUUCAAUCUGCGCCACCUGCUCCGCCCCUUCGCCGCGCAGGAGUCCGCGGCGGGUGCCCGAUCAGCGGCAGUGCCAGGGCAGCUGGUCACGAAUCCUUCGAGCUCGCAAUCCGGCCAGCCUGCGAAACCGGGGCCAAGCAACGAGUUGCUCGCUCAAGUUCCGGGGAGUUACUCUUAUUCCACUUUCGGCCUUGCGCCGGACCUUAAGGCGUUGUUCCACAAGCCGAAUGCAAGCAAUGCUGCUGGUAUUGUUGAUCUCACUCGCGCUUCUCCGCUUCGCAGCGCCGCCUCUCUGACCAAGUAUCCGAGACAUGGAUUGUCAGCUAGCAGUAGCAAUGAGCAGUCCUCUCUUGGAGCACUGUUUCUGAACAAAAGUGCUAAUGGAAUGGGUACUUUCCCGGGGGAAAUGUCAGCUAAUGAAGGGAUAACACACGGUGGCAUACAGUUUCAGGAGUCAAGUGCGCACAUACCGCACAAACUGCCAUUCAAAUCAACUCCUAAUCAUCCUGCACUGUUUGGUGAUCGUAUCUGUGUCUCCUGCCUGAAUGUUGGUGGAGAGUUCUUUGUGGGUGAAGCUGGGCUUUUUGGAGUCAUUUGCUUGUGUCAUCGGUUGAGAAUGUCUGUAGCUAAGUUCUGUGAGCAUGCGGGAGGUCCUCCAGAAAAAGCUGGUGAAAUUGUGCAUGUGGAGAAUGGCAUGAGCAUCGCACAAUGGUUCAAAUUCUGCAUAGGGGUUGGAGGAUCUAUUGCUGACACCAAGUGGGAUUGGCCAGAAUGGGCAUGUAUGAAAAAUUCUCCAGAAGAAUACAGGUUGAGAGGUCUUACUUCAAGAAACAGUGGUAUAGGAAAAAUAGAGCUAUUAGGUGGAUAUGGAAAAAUCACUGGACCUAUAAACAAACCAGUUCAUUCCAGUGAUCUGUACAUUGAGGGUGGAGGAUGCACUAAUGUUGAGAAGCUAGUGAAUAGGCCUGAUGAAACAAAUUACAGAAAGAGUGUUGAUGCGCAUGAAGCUUUUACAAAGAACUCUACUUCACUACAGAAUUCCACGAUAAUGAAUUUAGGGCUUGCUAAAAACCAUAUGACUGACACAUUGGACCUGAACCCUCUUAGCACGCCAAGUGGAAGCCUGCACUUCAAAGCAGGCGUGGGAAGACAUUACAAUGGAAAUCAUUCGGCACAUAAUUAUGGAAUUCUGUUGGAGAAAAACUUUGAUGCUUCUUUUCAUAAUCCUGGGCCAAGUUCCACAAGAGUUCCGAACCAUGAUAAUAGGGCAUGCAGGCCUGAUUUCUCACACAAAAUAUUCCAGGACAGUUUGAGCACUGUUUCAAACACUGAAUUAAAACUUGGGCAAUCUUCUUAUCAUCAAUCUGUGACCACCCUAUUUCCAUCUGUGCAGUCAAGAGUAAUUGAAUUUCAGAAACCUCAGUCACAUGUGCCAUUGAUAAAUCAAAAUCCUUGUCCAAAGCAAGCAACUAAGGUCAACAAAGGUGUUGCAGAACAUAAUGAAGCACCAAUUGGUACUGGAAAUAAGAAGCAAUCACUGGAAUUUGCUAAUGGCACAAAACGUUCUGAAGGUGAUGAGCUUACAGAUGAUGCAUCCACGAAUUCAUUUAUCUCAUUAUUUCUUUCACACCUGGAGAGGAAUAAUACACCUGAACCCGUCGAUGAUAUUCUCAACAGUAAUGCGCAUUAUCUUCCUAAGGCCCUGGAUGUUGCAUGUAGUAUUGAUCAUUCAAAAGUUGCAAGUAGACAGAUUGAGAAAAGGGCUAAUGAUAAUCAUUCAAAGUUGGCCCCGACUAUUGUUCAGAUGAAAAGGAGAUCAGACGGCAUUUCUCUUUCUAUGGCUUCCAGUGGAUAUAAUCAUCAAGAUGUACCCCAUGCUAACAGUCAGGAAUCUUUGAUCCAUGGUGAUUGCCUGUCGCAUAUGCUGCCCAGUCAACCUAAUGCUGGAAUCUCCAAAUUUUGUGCAAGAGGUUCAUGUCCUGCAAAUUGCAUGAGUUGCACUCAUGCCGGCGAUAAAUCCCAUCAGGUUGCACCUGCUGAGAUUGGGGUUCCCUGUUUCUAUGAUAAAAUGGCCAGGGGCCAAGGUACUUUUGAGUGUGUUGAUGACUUGUGCGCACAUAGAAGUUUGAGAGCUUUUGCCAAAAUCAGCUGUGAGAAUGGGAAAUCUUGUUCUUCUCGGGAAUUUCCACCUAGCUUUUGCCAAAAUGAUCAAUCAACACUGGGAAAAUCGAUUUGUGGAUGCUGUUGCAAAAUUCAAGAAGAUGUUUCCAAGCUUGGUCUUAGACCUGGUCACUUGUGCAGUACUCAUUUUUCUAGUGAUGGUGGUCCAAUUCUAGCCAGUAAGCCUACUCUUGAAGGGUUAAAUGAACUUUGUACCUGCUCCACUUUUAUUCAAAGAUCAUCAUUAUGUUCUCGAGAACACAUCUUGCAGUCUUCUUGUUAUGCAUGUCCCAUUGAUGGAUUUCGCUACAGAAGUUCUAUAGGACAUGCAACAAACAGUUUGAUGAAAAACUCUCUGCUUGAUGCACUUAAUAAAAAAGAAAGAGGUCCUUGUUGUGAUGGAAGAUUCUGCUACUCUAUAGUCCCAAAAUGUUUGUCUGGUUGUGGCUUUACAAAGAACUGUGAUGUCAGAAUUGAUCAAAUUGGUCAUACUGUACCAAAAGGCAAACACCAGCUGCAAAUGCCUGCCAGAUGCUGCACAUUAGGGGAGAACGAAAAAUUAACAUGCCAAUGCUUAAGCAAUAGAAUUACUGGAGGAAGCAUCUCUCAAGUAAUGAGCCAGCCUUCUAUAGCUAUAAUGGAGAGACUGAAGAAUUUGUCUGAAGCUUCAGUGGCCGAUGGCAGCUGGUCCAAAGCUGUAACAGAGGAAAAGGGCGCUUAUAGAGAUUCUGUAAUAUCUAAAGGGCAACCAAAGUUUGGUUUCUCUUCUGGAUCGUCCAGCGCUGUGGUGACAAAGUUUCAGACGUCACCUGAAUUUAACAAUGUAUCCUCCUGUACUGCUAAACAUAGCAAACACAAAAGUCUAUGUGAUGAAGGAUCAAGAAUCGAGAAAUGUUCCGCAUCCAGCUAUGUGCCUUCCAGUACAGGAUGUGAAGAGGCCCUAAAUAGUUUCCCUAGAUCUCAGUUGAGUCCAUCUAGAGUAAAGCGCAGAUGUAAUCAGAUUUCUGACGGAAGUAGACUGGAUGAAAAGGACAAUGAUGAACUUUCUUUUGGACUGCCAAAGAAAACUAGAACAUUGAGGUGCUCUGCAAAACGUUCAGAAUCAGAUGAUUGUACUAGGACUAGUUCCCAGUCAUCCCGAAAGGAGGGUUCUCAACCACAAAACGAGGGUAAUUCAUUUUCUUGCAGGGUGUUGAGAACCAAGAGAAAACAUCCUACCAUGCACCUGAAUAGCCAGAACAAGAGUUUCAAAGGUGUCGAUGAGCAACCAAAUGACAAGGGUAUUUUUCUUGGAGGAUUAGAUUUCUCUGAUAGGAAAAAGCAAAUUGAAGAUAUAACCACUCUGGAUAGAGCACAACAUCACCAGGAAGGGAGUCGAGUGUUUGCCCGCAAACUACCUAAAUAUGUGUCUCUGAACAGCAUUGUAAAUGAACCUAAUGGUGAAGAUGCUUGCAGUGGGAGUGCUGGUAUCGAUUCUAGUUUAAUUGCUACAGGGAUAGCAAACGAUAAUCGAAGAUCUCCCAAAAUUGUUCCACUUAAUCUGAUUCUUAAAAAGGCUAAGAGAUGUCGUACUGUUAAACCCCACUGUAAGACAAAAAGUAUCCACUUGUCUGAGGGAAAGAGCUCAGAUUAUUCUGUGGACAGCUCAGAUUAUUCUGUAGACAAGUAUUCUGUUGAUAAUGAACACCACAGUCCACAAGCUGAAGAUGAAAUGCAGAGUUCCAAAAAGAGUAGGUAUUCAUCUAAUGGUUCGAGGCCACAUGUUGAGGCUCACUGCAAAAGUCCAUGUGGUGUUCUUGGAGAAGAUGGCCCUCUUGGCCCAGAUGUGGAGACAAAUCAGUUGUCAAUAACAUCAUCAAGAAGUAAUGGAAUUAAGAAUCGAAGAGCAAGUGUAUCCCUUACUAGGAUUAAGAGGCAUGAGGAAUUUGCAAACAGACCAGCAUUCUAUUCUGGUAGUGAUAAAGGCAAUGCAGUGCAAGCCCAUGAAGUGAAUGUUAAAAGAUACGAUGGAAGGCUCAACUCAGGUGCUUCAUGCUGUGUUUGUGGAAUCUCAAACCUGGAGCCUUGCAAUCAGUUGAUAGAGUGCAGCAAGUGCUAUAUCAAAGUGCACCAAGCUUGCUAUGGUGUUCUAAAAGUUCCAAGAGGAAAAUGGUUCUGUAGACCCUGCAAGACUAAUACCCUGAACACAGUUUGUGUGUUGUGUGGCUAUGGAGGUGGAGCUAUGGCAAGGGCACUGAAAUCCAAGAACAUGCUGAAAAGUUUGCUCAAAAGUUUGACAGCUACAGCAAGAUCAGAAAAUUAUGUUGAUUCAUUAGGAAAUGCAAGCGGUCUGCGAAAUCCAGUAGACAGUGCACAUGGGGAUAACAUUAUCAGUACGGAGAACACUACCAGCAAUUCCCGGACCUCUAUUAAUCAUGAUUCCAGUUUACUUGGCCCACGAACAAUGCAGUGGGUUCACAUGGUCUGUGGGCUGUGGACACCUGGCACAAAAUGCCCAAAUGCCACCACAAUGAGUGCUUUUGAUAUAUCGGGUGCUUCACCAGCUAAGAGAAAUACCGCAUGCUCUAUGUGUAACAGAACGGGGGGCUCAUUUAUCAAGUGCCGAGAUGUAAAUUGUUCAGUGCUCUUUCAUCCUUGGUGUGCACAUCGGAGGGGUUUGCUGCAAAGUGAGGCCGAAGGUGAGCACAAAGAAAAUGUUGGCUUUUAUGGGAGAUGCCUCGAUCAUGCUAUUGAUGUUUCUAAUCACAUUAAUCCUAAGAAGGAAUGCUUGAGAAGCAACAACUGGGCAUGCGCACGUACAGAGGGUUUUAAAGGCCGAAAGGGAGAAGGCUGGACUGGUGCUAACCACAAGACAUCUGAAGAGUAUAGUGGUGAGUUUAGUGUUUCCCAAGAACAGAUAAAUGCUUGGUUACGCAUAAAUGGAUCAAAGUCUUGCGGAAGAGGACAGUUUUCAUUUCAGAAGGAAUACAUCCAUUACAAGCAGUUAAAAGGAUGGAAGCAUUUGGUAGUGUAUAAAUCUGGCAUACAUGGACUUGGUCUCUAUACAUCAGUAUUUAUUCCACGUGGCUCUAUGGUUGUAGAGUACGUGGGUGAAAUUGUUGGUCAGCGAGUUGCUGACAAAAGAGAGAUCGAAUACCAGUCUGGGAAACGACAACAGUAUAAGAGUGCCUGCUAUUUCUUCAAGAUUGACAGGGAGCAUAUUAUUGAUGCCACCCGCAAGGGUGGAAUUGCAAGAUUCGUCAACCAUUCAUGCCAGCCAAACUGUGUUGCGAAAAUAAUCUCAGUCAGGAAUGAGAAGAAGGUAGUGUUCUUUGCAGAACGUCAUAUAAACCCAGGGGAGGAAAUUACUUACGAUUACCACUUCAACCGGGAAGAUGAAGGCCAGAGGAUCCCUUGCUUUUGUAGAUCAAGAUACUGCAGGCGCUAUCUCAACUAGUUAGUGGUGUGUCAUCUUGCUGUGUAACUUGUCUAUUUAACUUUGGUUUUUCCUCCUUUAGAAUUGGCAUUUCAUGUUCGGGAAACCAAUGAUUUGCCUCCUGAGUAUAAGCUGUAGUAACCUGCAA